Pecten maximus is the source of this 4189-nucleotide messenger RNA. RefSeq names its product coiled-coil domain-containing protein 33-like. NCBI's taxonomy places the organism in Eukaryota, Metazoa, Mollusca, Bivalvia, Pectinida, Pectinidae. Gene Ontology annotation, cellular component: peroxisome. The record is from RefSeq and is a predicted model, not a curated record. The transcript is spliced from 24 exons. Bases 277 to 3615 code for a protein of 1112 amino acids.
AUACUCCAACGUAAUAUUGAGGUCUUUGUAUUGAUAGACUGUAGGAUUUCUAGAGGCUACUUGGUACUAAAAUGUUCACGUUACACAGGAAAUGAAAAUUUCUUGUCAAAAUGAGAUGGUCAGGAACAUAGGGAUUAUUAUUAAUUUCUUAUCAAUAUGAUAAAAUCAUGUGAAGCCUACAAUUGUGGAUCUAAUAUCUAAAUGGAUUUAACAGAUCAGUGUUAAGUGCUGUCCACAUGUAAAGUUAGAUAGUGACAACUGUAUACAACGACCAUCAUGGAUUCCUUGGCAUCCCACUUGCCCAAAGUGGAUGACAAGGCAUUAGAAUUUGAUGUGGACAUCCGAGAUGGUCAAUUUAAUCUUGAGGGUAGUUAUUUCCUGAAGCUGUCGGUUCAAAGCCUUGAGGUGACUGAUUAUAGUAUGGUAACGAUAAGGAAAGGAAAUGAUCCAGUGUUCACAACUGGCUUCUCCGCACAGACAGACACUGUCAGCCAAGUGGAAGCUUCUAAAGUUUCCCGCUUUCAGGAAAAGAAGUUCCAGUUUAGACUUCCUCAAGGAUUCUGUAAAAAUGACAAAAUGCAUGAUGUGUAUUUGUUGGUGGAAGCUUAUGUGCAACCUAAAAAUGGAGGAAAAAGUAGAAAAGUUGGUGAGGGAAAAUUUGCAAUAUAUCCCCGUCCAAAUGCCCCUAGGAUAAAGGCUAAUGUUGAUCCUGGGGAGGACUUCUUUCAUUUCACAGAUGUCUUGUCUCUAUUACGUACUGUUAGCACAGACAGUGUACAGAUGCAUUGUGGAAGGAUACGUUGUACUUAUGCCCUGCGUGAGGUGCUGCCACCUCGUCCUAAGAGCCCUGUUAUCACACCUCCACCACCACGAGUAAAAGUGACACCCAGACGAGAUCCGCCGGAGAGAUCACCUGAGCCCACACCUCGACAGCCGCCAGGGAGAACCUCACCUUGGGGUGAAAAUAUAUCUCUUCACUUGCCGGCAUCUCCUACACUGCCACCCGCCAAUGAGGGCAAAAAGUUUCCAGAGGGCCCUCUCUUGGAUUCGGAACGGAAGACGUUCUUUACUGGUCAGACAUAUCGUCAUGUGGCCAAAAAUGGCAAGGAACAAGUUGACGUGAUUGUACAUGGAAGCAUCAGUCUGCCUUCUACACCCAAGGGAAAUCCUCCACUUCCAUAUCCCAUCAUUAAGAAUCUGGCUGCCGACAAAAAGAGAAUGGCGAUAGGAUCGCCAGGUCACACAACACUACGCCCGACCCACGCACCAUCCUGGGAGGAGUUGCUUACUGUUAGCAUGACAGACGCAGAUGCGGCUGGAGAUGUGCUAGUGAUUGCUGCGGCUGAUGGCCCAACUAAAGAGAGACUUGUCAGUUAUGAGAUCCCUAUGGCUUACCUAGAACCCUUCCAUCAAUAUCACCUGGAACUGGUCAAACCUGUUCAGGGGAUAAAGACUGGAGUCCGAACCUUUGUCACUGUCACACGGAAGCUUGACCAUCUUAUCAAGGAUCCAGCCUCACCUCAGUACCUAGGAGUGGAGGUGAUGCUGCGAGCGGUCCAGAAGCCAUUCAAACAUCCACUAGGCCCACUCAUUGCUGUGGCCAGGAUGGUACCUGACUAUUAUAACUAUAAGAGUGACAAUCUACUCUCACAUCCUCGAACUGCAGCAGUCAGUAUGACAAGUGUGACCUUUCCUUCUCCUCACCCGGCCUCAUUCAAAGUCCCACCCAGGACAAAACAUGGCUUCCCUCAGAUAAGUUUACCUGGUCGUCCUGACACCCAGCCAUUGUGGAAUCAUCCGUACCUAUUCUGUGACGAACGAGACAAAGCUACAUUGUUCACCCCUGGUGCUGCCUUAGUCCUAGAGUACUACAUUGCCACUGCUGCUAUGUCUGAUCAGUUCUGGAAAGUCCGCAGCCCAAUAGGCUACUCAGCAAUCCAGAUGGAAAAGGAUUUAUAUUCAGAACUCACAUCACCGCGGGCGAAACAUGGCCUCAGGUUGGAGGGCGUGCCUAUUCAGGUUUUUAAAGAUGUGCUAACUGGUGAGGAAGUGGAGGAUAUAAACGGCGACCCUCCUAAGGUUGGCAUGGUGCUGCGUCUCAUCACCACCACAGACCCAGAUACUAUGGUAUCCUAUAGUGAUAUAGACGGCCUUCCGACUCUGGACUUGUUCCCAGAUCAGUCGGACACCUACUUUCGCACAACCCCGGAUGUAUUGAAGGUGGAGGGAGAGGAGGGUAGUGUUCACACAGAAGGCUCAGCUGUCACAAAAGAGCAGGAAGAAGGUAGUGGGGAAGAAUCAGACGAAGAAGAUACUGAUACAAUCACUGGUCGACUCAUACCAACACCUCCAGGUGGGGGAUAUUACAUGAGGAAGCAGAAGAAAAGGCCACUCUCUCCCACAGUGUUUUACCAAGUCCAUAAUGAUGUUGGAGGGGAGCCGAUUAAAGAUGGUGAGAUGCCACCCCAUGGUGCUGUAGACUCGGUGCUGCCAGACUACCAGUAUGUGUUUGUAGACCCCCAGGGUAAGCAGCAUGCUCCCCGGGGCCGACAGCCGAGUCCCACAGGGCGCGUCCCCAGACAAGCACCAAAAGGUGCACCUCAACAACACAACGCACCAGCCGCUUACGCAAAGUAUGCUGCUCCUGUACAGAGUAUAAGGCCCCAUUAUAGAGACCGACUUAGACACCUCCCAGAAAGCCGGCAGCCUGACCUUGACAAUGCAUCUAUAAAUGUACUUGACCACCAGUCUAAGGAACUGGAGAAUUACCGUCUGGCUGUCCAGAAGAUGGGGCAGGAUAUGGUUGCUCUACAGGAAAGGAUCCGUGAGCUUGAGAACAACAAUAGUCAACUUCGUCGUGAUCUUGCAAACUACAAUGAUGCCAGCAAGCUCAUGAUUGAGUCUGCCGAGCUUGAUGGUCUUUCUAAACCAGAAAUUAUGUCCAGAUAUGCUGCCUUAAAACAGACACUACAAUCACAGACCAAUGAUCUGAACACAUACAAAGACAAAGUACAGAAAAUCCAGAACGAUUUGAUAGCGAAAAACGACGAAGAGAAGAAAUUAUUAAAACAAAGUCAGUCCCAGUCGGGACAAGCUGCUGUCAUACAGAGGCUACAGGAGAGAAUUAACAAGUACAAAAAGAUGGAGGAGGCCUGUAAAAAACAGGAAGUAGUUAUAGAGAAGAUGGAGAGACUGCUGGAGAAACAGAACAAGGACAAGUCAAGGAAAGGUGACAAAUCAACUGAGGCUAAUGAGGCUUUAUUGGAGGAAAACAAGCGCCUUCGCUCACAGAUGGACGAACUACGGGACCAAUUGAAAACGUCAGGGAAUGCAGGAGAUGAGAAGGAGAAGUUUGCUAUGUACCAGGCCCUGGAGAGAGCAGAUGCACGGGUGCUGGCUCUGGAGAAACAGCUCGCUGAAAAUUCACGACAGUGGGGGAAGGAAAGAGCUGAUAUGCAGAUCAGACUCAAUGAGGCAGAGCAUGGAUUUGGUCGUUCACAAGGCAUGGUUCUCCACGACUACCCAACAGCAAAUUCCUAUGACCCACGUGGUCGUUCAUACCCAAGUAGAUACUCACCAAAACAGAGACUGUCACCAAUGCCACUCUACAGGUGAAAACUACAUAUGUGAGAGACUUCAUCAUUCUCAUCACUAGCUGAUGUGGAGAUUACAGUGCACGAUAUUAGUCCAUUAUAGUAGCUCAUGUCAUCAGUGCGAGUGAACUAUCCUACAGACAAGCUGCUCUCAGGACUGACAAGUGGCCCUCAUGAUAAACAAGAAAGGAGAGACUCGAUCCAGACCAGUAGACUUUUGGUGUUUCCCCAAGUGAAGUCAAUCAUGGCAACGGUAAAAAGGGACAGUAUAGAGUUAACUAGACGUGUUUAAGCCUAAUAGUAUCAUUUAUAGUGUGUUCCAACCCAAGUUUGAACAUACAGCGCUAUAACUGGGUGACAUUUACUACACUACCGCUUAAUCCAGGUGUCCCCAUCAAGACAAAAUAAUGGAGACACAUUUCACCUCUUCAGUUACCCAUUCCAUAACCCAAUGUUGCAGGGAAUGCAGAUUGAUGGAUAAACAACUUUUGACAGAGUGUAAAGAAUAUCUAGGAUUGAUUCAGUUUUGUCAGAUGCCGAUUAUUUGUAAAGCCACCUUUUUAUUUUUCAAAAUUUCUGUUUUAUUCUGAAAAGAU